Messenger RNA from Esox lucius (northern pike), 1305 nucleotides. RefSeq lists its product as uncharacterized. Lineage: Eukaryota; Metazoa; Chordata; Actinopteri; Esociformes; Esocidae. Gene Ontology annotation, biological process: regulation of apoptotic process. Bases 1 to 516 code for a protein of 171 amino acids. The transcript is spliced from 6 exons. The record is from RefSeq and is a predicted model, not a curated record.
AUGAGACAGCUCUUCCAGGCCCUAGACGAGGGAGAUGUAGAGAUGAAGUCAGCCUUCUACAGCUUGCUAUGCAAACAUGAACCUGAUCUUACUGGAAAACUGGAGAAGCGUAAACAACAAUUGGAAGAACAGGAUGCUGUUGACUUCGUGAACAGUACCAGGGAUGAUCUAAUUCAGAAGGUUACCAACGUAACCCUCAUUGCUGAUCGGCUACUUCAGAAGGGUUUGAUCCUGGAGGAGGUUUACUCUGGGAUCAGUACUGCUGAGUCCAGCCAGGACCAGAUGAUACUGCUGUUCCAUGCCCUGGACGAGGGAGGGUCAGAGGUUAAAUCAGCCUUCUACAGGAUUCUACUGGAACAUCAACCUGUCCUAGUCCAAGAUCUGGGAGGUCUUCUUAGAAAUAAUAGAAAGCUGGAACAAAAGAUUAAAGACCUACAAGGUGGUGUCUUUCCAUGGUCCAGAUGGGAGGUUGCUGUUCUAAUAAUAUGUCUUUUGGCACUUCUAGCUGUUGGUUAGUCUGAUGAGCUUCUACAGUAUAUAUGAGUUUAAUCUGAUGAGCUUCUUCAGUAUACAUCAGGUUAGUCUGAUGGGCAUAUACAGUAUAUAUCAGGUUAGUCUGAUGGGCCUCUACAGUAUAGAUCAAUCAAUCAAUCAAAUGCUUUUACAGAGACACCAGGUUAGUCUGAUGGGCAUCUACAGUAUACAUCAGGUUAAUCUUUUAUUAUUGUGCUGGGGAGUAGGCUCAAUUGUCCUUCUCCAUUGUAAAUCCUUGUUAAUCUAAGUAAUGCGCUCUCUAUAUUUUCUUGGUGUCCUGCUCCGUCUUAACUUAGGAGGACAUAAAAUCUUGGACCACACCUCAGGAGUACCAGGCUCAAAGGAAUCAUAGCUGUCCCAGUCUAAAGACAAUGAAAUCAUAUUGCUUAUUACUAUAUAAGUAAAAUUACUAUAUAUAGUAAUAAGUAUAAUCAAGUAAAAUUUAGUAAGGCCAUUGUCUUUUUCUGCUCUGCUCACUGGUUAAGGAUGCACCUAUAGCUGAUAAGUAUGGCUUUGGCUAACUUCUGAAGGACUGUAGACAUCUUGUUAAGGUUUGCAGAGCAGCUGGUGAGACAUGUAGACUAACCAUGCAUGGGAGGGGGACUCAGUGGGCUGGACUGAAUGUAUUUAGGCCUGAGCUCAACCUCCAAUGGAAAGCUCUUGACCUGACUCUUCUGAAAGUGUUGUUAACUACUCCUGAUUUGCAAAUCUUGAUUAAAGCUUUACUUUCUAAAAUAAUUUACUGUCUUCUAUUAAACAUAUUUCCUAUAG